Molecule: messenger RNA, 4532 nt
Organism: Pomacea canaliculata
Lineage: Eukaryota; Metazoa; Mollusca; Gastropoda; Architaenioglossa; Ampullariidae
Product: CAAX prenyl protease 2-like
Exons: 9
Coding region: 36-902 (288 amino acids)
Biological process (GO): CAAX-box protein processing
Cellular component (GO): endoplasmic reticulum membrane
Molecular function (GO): metalloendopeptidase activity
Source: RefSeq, a predicted model, not a curated record
CUCUUCUGACUGAAAGUUAGCUUUACUCUAGCAAGAUGGUGGCGAUCGUAUUCGCUGUGGCUGCAUGGCAGGCGGUUUUAUUGUGUUUGUUUUUUUCGGUGCUUUAUGUCGGCGGCCUCUAUGUCUGGAGUGGUUCUAAUGAUAAAGACAGAGAUCAUCCCGAUGUCAUAAAACGGCGUUUUAUGAGCGUAGGAGCUACAGCCGUCAUUGUUCUGCCGAUUCUUUGGAUGAUCAGCGAGAAAAGCGAAAAUACAGAGGCUUAUUCAAUUUUGGAAUGGUUGGGAAUUCGUUUCUUUGGACUCAUACCUGCUGUGGUCCUUCCACUUAUCCUGACAAUGAUUUUGUUCCUGGGUCCACUUUAUCUUCAUUACAUGGAUGGAGUCUUCAGACUGUAUCUUGAGCCAAGGUACUGGACCACCUCAUUGCAGAACUUUAUCUGGCUGCGCAAUCAUAUUGUUGCUCCAUUGUCUGAAGAAUUCAUCUUCCGUGCAUGCAUGCUACCUCUCCUUGUGCCAGCUUUUGGUAUUGGCUGGUCUGUUUUCUUGUGUCCUCUUUUCUUUGGAGUAGCUCAUUUUCAUCACAUGAUCGAGAAAGUUAUACACAAGCAGGCAGAAGUAAUUGAUGCAUUCAGACAGUCAAUGUUUCAAUUAUUUUACACAACAGUGUUUGGAGCCUAUUCAGCGUUCCUUUUCCUUCGAACAGGUCACCUGAUCGCACCAGUGAUGGCACAUGCAUUCUGUAACCACAUGGGAUUUCCAGCUUUCAAUGAGGUGCUGGGGUACCCGCAGCCUACUCGCUCAAAACUUAUUGCCAUUUUCACAUUAGGACUUAUCCUUUGGAGCAUCCUACUAUUUCCUAUGACAUCUUCCUGGUUGUAUUCAAAUUAUGUCUACCAGGCUUAAUGUUUGAUGAAGUGUGUUACAGGUGACAGUACUUCAAAGUGAGAAAGUAUUUCCUAUGUAAACAUGAAAAUUUGUUUCUUUUCAUGCUCAAAGCGCCUAACUGCCAGAGUCCUGUCAUGGAUAUUUAUUUUCUUAAAGGAUUUGUGUGAUUGUAUGUGUGUGUGUGUGAUUGUAUGUGUUUGGGUGUGUUUGAGUUUGUGUAUUCACAUUCUUGAUUUAGAUGGUUGUUUGCGAGGAAUGAUGGAAUUGGGAAAAAGAAACUUUUCCGUCAAUGUGGAAGCUAUUUUUUUUUUUAAUAGUUAUUAAAACUGUAUAUAACUGUUGUAAAUUGACUUGCUGAAUGUGGAAAAGAACAAGUCCUUGCAAAGUUGUUGCAGUUUGUCUUUUAAUGUUUUUCUGGUACAUACCAGACUGCAUGUUUAGCAACUGUGUAGUGUAUUCAGUAUUGCACAAUCUGUCCAGAUAAAAUAUAAUUGCUGAACUAAUUUUUAAGAUUUUGAAUGAUAGAAACAAAUGAGAUUUAGUUAUCAAAUUUUAGUGUAAUAGCAAUUUAAACAAUAUGUAAUGUACUCACCAUCAAGUCACAAGGAGUUUAGCAUUUACCAUGAUAGUCACAGGUCAUAUACCAGGCUGCAUAGAGUUUUAAAUGUCCGAAAGAGUCAAGGAAAAAUUAUCCAAGAGAAGUCAAGUUUUUAUAUAAGGUGUGGAGAAAGUUCUGGUAUUGGAGAAGGCUGGCAUAACUACAUACUAAUAUGAAUACUUUUCUGACCUAAAAGUGAAAAUAGAAGAUCCAACAUCUAGACAAAAUUUUUGUUGAGGCUAGAAGCUCAUGAAGACAACUGCGUUAUAUUCUCCAUUACAAUCUAGUACAUAUGCAACAUAUCCACCACAUCUGACCUGUGCACCAUUUUGUUUUGAAGCUAUUGAUUUUGACUGAAUCAUGCAUCAAAAAUGUGUUAAUUCUGUGUUGCCUGUAGAUGUCUGUUAGUCUAGGAAACAUAAAAGGGAGUUUGAUAAAAGUCUGCACUUUUGUUCUGUUUGGUCCAAGGCUAGACAGUGUAAGCAUUUGUGUUUUGUUUACCCUUCCUAAAAUGUCCCUGAAAUUCCUGUAUUGGAGAUUUAUGAGUACUUUCAUCAAUAGUUUAUGCUUUGCUUUGUUUUGAGGUUAUUUUCAGGCAUUGUACUUGGGAUUGUGUUAUAAUAUAGUUUGUCCAAUAUCUGAUUAUUCUUUUUCAUCUCUUUUGCUUUCUUGAAUUCCAUUGGUCUGCAGCUGUUUUGAGUAUUAUCCAAGAUUAUAAACCUCCCAUGUUUCCCACCACAAUUUUUACUUUAUUUGGUAGGCCUGAAACUCAGGUUUGUCCUUGCUAAUAAAUGCUUUCUUAUGCCACCUGUGUAAAAUUAAUGAACUUGAAUGAAAAAAAACUUCUUUAAAAGUUUUCCCUUCGUAUAAUUGCAUGCGAGAUAAAGCCUAUGGAGGAGGUUGCAUUGCCCUGAUAUAGAGUGGUUAUAUUGUGUAGUCUUUUCUUGUCGAGCAAAUAUUACAGGAAUUUACAGAACUGUAUUGUUUCCUGCUGAAACCAAGUCAAGGGGUGCAAUGGCAUAAGAAUUUUUUUCCUUUCAUUGUUGGUGCUUUCAAAUGCUCAGUAUUGCAAAUUGUUUGAAAUUCUAGUUUAUUCUUUUUUGUACAUGAGUACUGUACGACUAUAUUCCAUAUACCAAAUUAUUUUGGUCUGUUAAAAAUAUUCCCUUUAUUGCCUAUUUUAAGGUUGAUGCUUUAAGGCAUGAUUGUUGCAGAUGAAGUAUUGGGACCAUCAUAUUUUCACUAUUUUAGAAAAAUUUGGUUUAGUAAACCUACGAUAUAACUUUAGUAAAAUGCUUGGGUUAAAAAACAAAACAUUUCACCCCAAAACAUAACUUCCAUUGUUUUGAAUAGAAACUGAUUUAGAAAUGAGUAAUUUAGAAAAUCUGGAUACAAGCCUUUUUAAUGUUUAAUCUUGGAUUGUUUAUGUUGUACAAAGCUUGUUUUGGAGCAUGAAAAAAUGUAUUUCAUUAUUUUAUAGUUAUCAGUGACUGUGUUCUGUGCGGAAACUUAUUGGGUGCCAAUUAUAUUUAUUGAUGUGAUAAGAACAUUUUAGUCUUCUUGAUGAAAAAGUUUUGUGGACAUUGCUGAUCGCUUUACUGAUCAGUAAGCCUUUGAACUUAAGAACGCAGCGGAAAAAAAAUUUUUGUUUUUGGCAUUCAGGUGUGCUUCACAGUAUUCUUCAUAUGCAUUACAUACCAAUUGAAUUCUGUUUGAUAAUUUGAAUUUGUGCAACCCUUUAACAAAAUUAUAAAUAUCAAAUUUUCUCCAAGGAUAGAGAACUUAAAAGUUUUUACAUUAUUUUUAUCUGAAUGAUAAAUAAAAUUCUUCAUACACUCUUGGCACAGAUAUUUGGAAGUGGAGAAAAAAGUUACUUCACAGAGGAGCCUUAAUUACUCAGUUUAACAAUUACUUCUUCAUGCAGUAAAUUUUAACAAGCUGUAAUUUGUGAACUGAUCAUUCACAAACAUUUGACCUUGCUAAUUUGAAUGUUGUCUUAUGCGGUUGAAUGUUAAAUGUGGAGCAUUUUCAUUACCCUAGAAAUUAGGAAAACCUUUGGUCAGUAUAGCUGCCUUAUGUUUUAGCUGUGAAACAUGUUGCAUGCCUCACACUUCCAGAGGCUGAUUUAUGACAAGACUGUGUGUCAUGUUUUCUGUAAGACAACUAUUCCUGAGAAUCGCAUAAUAUUAGGUUGUCUUUUUUUUAAUAAAAAGUUAGCUAUCUGGCAGUCAAAAUAUUAUUCUUAUAAAUCAUUUAGGAAAAUUCUUAUUGGCAGCCAAUUUUCGUUUGUACAGUAUUAGGCAGAAGUCAUGCUUGGCAAAGUCUGUUCAUGUCCAGAUUUCCAAAAUGCCAAAAAUACAAAACAAAAACAAAUUUAAGGCAGAAGCUGUGUCCUGAGCUGAAAAAUUUCAAUAUUGUCAUUUCUGAUAUGAAUAGAAAGAAUGACAAAUUUCUAAAGCAUUAUCUUGUACACUUGAACUUGUUUCCUGCCUAUGUUCAGCAUUACUACUGUACCCAAUGUGCUGAAAGUGUAAGUAGUAAUAUUUGUAUUUACACAAAGUUCUUUUUCUCUGCAUGUUUUAAUUUAGCUGUUUGUGUAUUUUAAAUCAGUGUGGACUUCAAACAUGGUAUCAUUUUUUUUUUUUUUUUUUUGGAUACACUGUAGACAUACUUGUAGUCUGCUCUGAAAUUGUAACGCUCUUGCAUUACUUAAUGAAUAACUUCUAAGUAUUUAAUAUUUUAAAAAAGGUGGUGAUACAGUAUUGUUUCUGUUAGAGAAUGAGACCAGUUUGCACUUUAAAAUUUUAUGCAUUGACAUAUCUGGGAAACCAAGGGAUCUGGUUCUUCUUGUAAUCUUCUAUAUUUUAAAUAAUAGGGUAAAAUAAACUACUAGGUUUACUGUAUUCACCAAUGUCUCACCAUUUUAAAGCCAAGUUUCUUUUUUCAAGAUUGGAAAACUGUUCAGUCUUAGAAUCACUCUUUUCACCUUUAUACAUAUUCUAUCAAGUUAACUGACACUUGAUACCAAAAUAAAAAUUUGCAUUAUGAGA